Messenger RNA from Cornus florida, 816 nucleotides. RefSeq names its product putative disease resistance protein At3g14460. The record is from RefSeq and is a predicted model, not a curated record. Lineage: Eukaryota; Viridiplantae; Streptophyta; Magnoliopsida; Cornales; Cornaceae. The coding region runs from base 1 to 816 and encodes 271 amino acids. The transcript has a single exon.
AUGAAUUUGGAUAACUUCUCGAAGGUUUCGGAGACGACAAUGAUGCUACGGCAGGAGGAGGAGGGUUUUAACAACAUUAAUAUGUCAACACUUGAAGUGUUAGAAAUCUCAAAUUGGCCAAAGGUUGGAAGGUUACUACUUGGGGGGUACAAUAAUUUCCCUAGUCUCCGUGAACUGAGGAUAUGGGGUUGCAAUGUUGUGGAUUCCUUGUCCUUCCUAGAAAGUGGCUUCCCCAACCUCAGAUCACUUAUUGUCGGUAACUGCGUGAAUCUGAGAUCAUUGACAACCAACCACAUUCCUCACAACCUCGAAUCCUUAGAAAUAACAGAUUGUCCAUGUCUUGAGUCUUUUCCUCAUGCGAAUGGGAAUUUGCCCCCCAACCUGAUUGAAGUUCAUAUCAGCAGUUGGCAGCAACAACUGAAGCCCUUGUCAGAGUGGGGUCUGCACAGACUCACCUCUCUCCAGAAAUUAGAAAGUGGUGGUGGAUAUCCAGACCUGGUCUCCUUUCCUCAUGAGUACUGUCUACUUCCUGCAACUCUAACCACAUUAAUCAUCAAGAAUCUGCCAAAUCUGGUAUCCAUAUCAUCCAAGGGCCUCCAAAAUCUCACCUCUCUUCAUCAUUUAGUCAUCACAUACUGCUCUAAGCUUCGAUCCUUGCCAAAGGAAGGGCUGCCUUCCACGCUUCGAAGUCUUCAGACCAGUAACUGUCCACUUCUUAAAGAACGGUGCUCGGAGGAGGACGAAGGUGACUACUGGCCCAAAAUUGCCCACAUUCCCCGCGUCGCAAUAGAAACCAAUUAUUUCACUUAUGGAUAA